Molecule: messenger RNA, 3137 nt
Organism: Glycine soja
Lineage: Eukaryota; Viridiplantae; Streptophyta; Magnoliopsida; Fabales; Fabaceae
Product: probable RNA-dependent RNA polymerase 5
Exons: 18
Coding region: 79-3036 (985 amino acids)
Biological process (GO): siRNA processing
Cellular component (GO): nuclear RNA-directed RNA polymerase complex
Molecular function (GO): RNA-directed RNA polymerase activity
Source: RefSeq, a predicted model, not a curated record
UAACUAUUGAUUAGAAAUGAUUUCUUUACUUAUUUAUAAGUUGACUCACUCACUCACUUCCUUCCCUGCUAAGUAUUCAUGGCAGAAAAUCACAACCACCGUGACCUGCUUAUUCUUCCGCCCUCGGUGGAGGCUCUGAUCGAGAGCAUCUGCCGCGACCAGAACCGGCCUCCGCUCGAUUACAGCACCCGCCACCGUCUCAAACUACAGGGCGAGGAACAAUCCCUUCGCAUUCUCAACAAAAUCGCCGCCACCCGUAUCCGAUUAUCUUUCGCAGGCUUCGUCAACCACAUGCUCGACGACAUCAACCACCAAAACAAUAAUAAUAAUAACAAUAACAACAAUAAAAACAAUUCUCACUCUCAACCUGAGCCCUCCACGCGACAACAAACCUCUCCCACGCGCCCUCCCCGACCCACGCCCUCCUCGCUAUUGCACGCGCUCGGAGAAUUGGAGUUCCGAAAAGCCUUUCUCAUUCUCAGUUACAUCGGACGAGAGAGUCUUGAGAAUUGUAUUACUGAUGCUAAAAUUAGAAGCCUCAAAGACUUGCCGAUGGCAAAGUUCGAGAAAACAAUAUGGGAAGAUUUUGGGGAAAAAUGCAUCUACGAUCAAAGUGAUCGCCAAUUGCAUCGUGACUGGAAUUCUGGCCGCACACAUGUAUAUCAAUGUUUUGUUUUUCCAGAUGGGAACUUAAGGUUCAAGGGCCCUAUAUUACAAAGCACGCGAACACAUUUGCAGAAAACUCUCGGUGAUGACAAUGUUUUGCUAGUUAAAUUUGCUGAGGAUGGGAGUGGAAAGAAUUUUAGGACCCAUGCUGAAGAAGCAAAUGCCCUCUAUGGAAAGUUUGGAAAAGAAGGGAUUCGUGUUGGUCUGCGUUUGUAUCGCUUUUUUGUUUUUAAAGAUGGUGGAAACGAAGAGAAGCAGAAGGACCCAACAAGUUCCACUGUGAAGUGUUAUUUUGUUAGGAUGCAAUCAGGUUGUUCUGCAGAUGAGGGUGCUGAUUACAUUUUGUCUAACAAGACAGUGUCUGAAGCAAGAACUUUAUUCAUGCAUGCUCACAUGUUGUUGCCCAAUUUGAACAAGUAUAUGGCUAGGUUCUCUCUCAUUCUGUCAAAGACCUUGAAACUCAACAUUGACUUGACAACUGUGAGUGUCCAAAAAAUACCAGAUGAAUAUUGCAAGGAUGCAAAUGGCAAUAUUAUGGUUGAUAAUGAGAAACCACGUAUUCUCACGGAUGGAACUGGCUUCAUCUCUAGAGAUUUGGCGUUGCUCUGCCCCAACAAUGUUUACAAAGGAAGCAACUUGGAGAACAACUGUAUUCAGGAAAUUAACAAUCUUGUUGAACUUGAGGAUAUGAGUAAUGCAAUGGGAGAAGCAGAGCAGCUGAGCACACAUGAACCGCCUUUGCUGAUUCAGUGCCGUCUCUUUCACAUGGGUCAUGCAAUUAAGGGUACUCUUUUGGUUAACAGAAAGCUUCCUCCUAGGACAAUACAGGUUCGACCUUCAAUGAUUAAAGUUGAGAAAGACCCAAGUGUGCAUAUGCAAAGCAUAAAUUCAUUGGAGGUAGUAACCACAAGCAACAAGCCAAAGAGAGGAUAUUUAUCUAAACAUCUGAUUGCACUUCUGAGCUUUGGAGGAGUUCCAAAUGAAUUCUUCAUGGAUUUACUUCGGAGUAACAUGGCAGAUGCAAACCAUGUCUACUCCAACAAGCGUUCUGCACUCAGAGCAUCCAUCAACUGUGGCGAGAAGGAUGAAUACAAUGCAGCAGAAAUGAUUUUAUGUGGCAUUCCUUUGGAUGAGCCAUUUUUGAAGCAUCAUCUCUCUAGAUUUGCGAGGGAGGAAAAAAAGAAACUUAGAGGAGGGAAGCUUUAUAUGCCUGAUUGUUUCUAUUUAAUGGGGACUGUAGAUCCCACUGGACACUUAAAAAAGAAUCAAGUUUGUAUUAUUCAUGAGAAUAGCCAAAUUGUUGGGGAUGUUCUGGUUUAUAGAAAUCCUGGUUUACAUUUCGGAGACAUUCACAAAAUGGAUGCCACAUAUGUGAAGGAGUUAGAGUCAUAUGUUGGACAUAGCAAGUAUGGAAUUUUUUUCCCACGUGUUGGAACUCGCUCUGUGGCAGAUGAGAUUGCUGGAGGUGAUUUUGAUGGUGACACAUACUGGGUUUCUAACCAUCCUCAGCUAUUACAAUAUUUCAGAAAGGGUGACCCUUGGAUCGAAAAUUCGGUUCCAUUGGAUUCUAGUGUUAAAAAGCCAAGUGAAUUUUCUCCCGAGGAACUCGAGGAAGAACUUUUUAGACUAUUCCUCAAAACUCGGUUUCAACCAAGUUACGCAAUGGGCAUGUCAGAAAAUAGCUGGAUGGCACUCAUGGAUCGUCUUUUGACACUAAAUAACUGCUGCACUAAUGAGAAUGAGAAGGAACGUGUGAAAGAAAAUAUGCUCAAAUUGAUUGAUAUAUACUAUGAGGCAUUAGAUGCUCCUAAAAGUGGAAGAAAGGUCCAAGUUCCAAAUGAUUUAAUUGCAGAAUUGUUCCCGCACUAUAUGGAAAAGGAUAAAUCAUUCACUUCAACCUCUAUCUUAGGUUUAAUUUAUGAUGAAGUUGAAAUCUGGCUAGAAAACGACAUGGUAGGAGAAAUUUGGAAACUCCCUUGUUUUGAUGUUGAAGUACCUCCCAGCUGUUUGGAAAAGUGGAAAACAAAAUACGAAGAAUAUAGGAAGGAUAUGACUGAUGCCUUGAACUUGAAGGACAAAUCUAAAUCCCACGAAGAGGCAGCUGAAGUCAAUAGAAAAUAUAAGGAGGAAUUCUAUGGUCCAACUCUUCAGAUGGAGGGUUGUCUGAAGAGUAUUGGUGAUAUUUUUAACGAGGCUCUGGCUGUGUAUAACGUUAGUUAUGAAUACGCCAUGCUAAAGAAAGAAGUCAAAAGAUGUGGCUUUGCAUGGAAGAUUGCAGGUUCAGCUUUGACUAGGCUUUAUAUCAUAAAACAAAAUGAGAAGGCUCUGAAUUGUGAUCCAUCUGUAGUGCGUGAGAUUUUUCGUUUAUGAAACAUGUUAUUAACUGUUUUUUGUUUUGUUUAAGGAAUGCUAUUAACUGUUGUAUAAUAUUAUACCUACUCUUUAUUUUCACCUAUCCUUUUCUUGCAUCA